Diaporthe citri is the source of this 2310-nucleotide messenger RNA. RefSeq lists its product as uncharacterized. The record is from RefSeq and is a predicted model, not a curated record. The transcript is spliced from 2 exons. Gene Ontology annotation, molecular function: mRNA binding. Gene Ontology annotation, biological process: mRNA splicing, via spliceosome. Gene Ontology annotation, cellular component: cytoplasmic stress granule. Bases 1 to 2310 code for a protein of 769 amino acids. NCBI's taxonomy places the organism in Eukaryota, Fungi, Ascomycota, Sordariomycetes, Diaporthales, Diaporthaceae.
AUGCAGGACCAUAACCCCGGUCCCAUCGGCCAGGCCGGUCCCAGCGGUGGUCAGGGCCGUUUCCCUGGCCAUAUCUCGAAGCCCUCCAACAGUGACACCGGGUUCUCUCACGGCGCCUUCACCUCUAACAUAUCUGGAUUCGCCGACAGACACCCCCGACGUGGCAACAUCCCCACCAUCAACACGCAGAGCAUCAACAACCAGAAUGUCCACCAGCAGCCCCAGCCCAACGUGGCUGACCUGACGACCCCUGGCACAGGCUUUGAUAUGCAGUUCACUCCUCUGCUGCCGUCCCAGCUGCUCCUCGGAAGCCCCUUCCAGCCUGGCACCCCGGCCGCUUUUGCCAACAGCCAGUUCCAGAAUCUGAAUGCCUACCAGCAGGCCCAGCAGGUCCAACAGAACGGCAUGUCGAGCCCCGUGCAGCAGCCAAUGUCCCCCGGGGGCUAUGUCUCUCCUUCGACCUACGGGGCUCCUCAGUUCUUUUCUCCCCAGUCCCCUACCGCAGGGUACAGCUCCAUGGGCGGUCAGAUGCAGAUGCCGAUGAACCCUGGCUCUCCCACCAUGAGUCCCGUGGUCAGCGGGACCAGCCGUACGGUCUACCUUGGGAACAUCCCCCAGGACACUCCGGCCGACGAAAUCCUGAGCCACGUGCGCAGUGGCCAGAUCGAGUCGGUCCGUUUGCUUCCCGACAAGAACUGCGCCUUCAUCUCCUUCCUGGACGCCAGCUCCGCAACUCACUUCCACUCUGAUGCCAUCUUGAAAAAGCUCUGCAUCAAGGGUCAGGACAUCAAAGUUGGCUGGGGCAAGCCGUCUCAGGUGCCUACGUCUGUUGCACUUGCAGUCCAGCAGUCUGGUGCCUCUCGGAAUGUGUACCUCGGCAACCUGCCUGAGGAGAUCACUGAGGAGGAGCUGCGGGAGGACCUUGGAAAGUUCGGUGCCAUCGAUACUGUCAAGAUCGUCCGUGAGAAGAACAUUGCCUUUAUCCACUUCUUGUCGAUCGCCAAUGCCAUCAAGGCUGUCUCUCAACUUCCUCAGGAGGCGAAGUGGCAGGCACCGCGACGAGUGUACUACGGAAAAGAUCGUUGUGCUUAUGUCUCCAAGACGCAACAGCAGAACGCCGCGCAGUACCUUGGCAUUGCUCCCGGGUACGCCCACAUGCUGACCGGUGCUGACCGUGACUUGAUUUCCAGCGCCCUGGCCCAGCAAUCCGUGGCUGCUGCUGCUGUUGCCACUACUGCUGGUGGCAUUAACAACCUUGGAAACAGGACCAUCUAUCUCGGUAACAUUCACCCCGAGACCACCAUCGAGGAGAUCUGCAAUGUCGUGCGAGGUGGUCUGUUGCACCACAUCCGGUACAUCCCGGACAAGCACAUCUGCUUUGUCACGUUCAUCGACCCCACCGCGGCCGCUUCUUUCUACGCCCUGAGCAACAUUCAGGGUCUCAUGAUCCACAACCGCCGGUUGAAGAUCGGCUGGGGCAAGCACUCCGGCGCUCUGCCCCCGGCGAUUGCCUUGGCUGUUAGCGGCGGCGCGUCACGAAAUGUGUACAUCGGCAACCUGGACGAAAGCUGGACCGAGGAGAGAUUGAGACAAGACUUCUCUGAGUACGGCGAGAUCGAGCUGGUCAAUGCUUUGCGGGAGAAGAGCUGUGCAUUUGUCAACUUCACCAACAUCGCCAAUGCUAUCAAGGCCAUUGAGGCUGUCCGAAGCAAGGACGAGUACAGGAAGUUCAAGGUCAACUUCGGCAAGGAUCGAUGCGGCAACCCGCCACGCCAGCUCCAGCAACAGCAGCAGCAGCAGCAGGCCCAGUCCCCUCGCAACGAAGUCCCUUCGCCACAGGGCCAGGGUGCACAGGGUGGAUCCCCAACCAAUGGUCAGCCGGGCUUGUUCACACAGAGCAACCCGCUCACCAUUUACCUGAACCAGGUCUCUCAGCAGGCCCAGCACCAGCACCAGCAGCAAAACCAGGCUCUUGCUGCGCAGCAAGCUGUUCUCUUCGGCACCGCUUCCUCCUCGCCGAACGAGCUCUCUCUCCAGAUUCCUGAAGGUCCGGUCUCCGGCCAUGGUCAGUCCGCGAGCAUCUCGAACGGCUACGCGAACCAGAACUCUGGCUCUGGACCGACGACCAUUGGAGGUCUGCUCGCUCCCAACACACGCGCCCUCACGGUUAUCACAGUGGUGCCGGUGCCGGGUGCCGGCGGUGACGAUGGCGCCCGACGUGGCCACCAGUACCAGUCCAGCUUUGGUGGCUAUGGCCUCGCUAUUCAAGGCGGCCUCAAUGGCUGGGUUGAGGAAGAGGUGGCGAACUAA